Molecule: messenger RNA, 1587 nt
Organism: Coffea eugenioides
Lineage: Eukaryota; Viridiplantae; Streptophyta; Magnoliopsida; Gentianales; Rubiaceae
Product: DELLA protein RGL1-like
Exons: 1
Coding region: 1-1587 (528 amino acids)
Biological process (GO): regulation of DNA-templated transcription
Cellular component (GO): nucleus
Molecular function (GO): DNA-binding transcription factor activity; sequence-specific DNA binding
Source: RefSeq, a predicted model, not a curated record
AUGGCCCCUGGUGUUUUGGACCCUGCUGAAUCAUAUAAUGAUGAGUGCAAUUUUGAGGUGUCUGAUGCAGGAUUUUUUGAUCCAGGUUUCAGAACAUCAUUUUCUCCAAUGUGCCAGCCUUUUCUGGGAAUGUUGGAAAAUGCAUCCUUUCUCUGGAUUCCUACAUUGUCUGAUGAAACUGGGGACCAGAAGAGGCUGAAGAGAACUGUUAACUGUACUGAUUCUACUGAUAACAGUUCUAUCAGUUACUCCCGCUCCGGCAGCUUUUCGAGCUCUGGAAGUGGAGGCAUUUAUCGUACGAGUAGUACCAACAGUGUUAACAGCCUCGGGAGGCAUCAUUUUCGCGAUCACAUUUGGACUUACACUCAAAGGUACCUUGCUGCAGAGGCUGUUGAAGAGGCCAUCAGUGGUUCUGAUCAGGAUGCUGGAAAUGAAGAUCAAGACGAUAACGGAGAUGGGAUGAAAUUAGUCCAACUCCUCAUUUCUUGUGCUGAAGCUGUAGCUUGCAGGGACAAGACUCAUGCCUCUGUCCUAUUAUCUGAACUUCGAGCCAAAGCAUUGGUUUUUGGAUCUUCCUUCCAGCGUGUGGCCUCCUGUUUCGUGCAGGGACUGGCUGACCGGCUGGCAUUGGUUCAACCACUGGGGACAGUGGGCUAUGUUGUACCAAAGAUGAAUAUCAUGGAUGUUAAUUCGGAUAAAAGGGAAGAGGCUUUAUGCCUUGUUUAUGAAACUUGCCCGUACAUACGGUUUGGCCACUAUGUUGCGAAUUCUUCCAUAUUGGAAGCCUUUGAGGGAGAGUGUUUAGUCCACGUGGUGGACUUGGGGAUGACCCUUGGUUUGCCUCAUGGCCACCAAUGGCGUAGGCUGAUCCAGAGCCUCGCCGAUCGUGGUGGCCAACCUCCUCGACGCCUUAGGAUCACUGCAGUUGGCCUGUCCGUGGAACGUUUCCAGGUCAUAGGAGAUGAGCUUGAGGCCUAUGCACGCAGUCUUGGAAUAAAUUUGGAGUUUUCAGUGGUGGAAAGCAACUUGGAAAACCUGAAGCCUCAAGAUAUUAAGGUGCUUGAUGGUGAAGUCCUUGUGGUUAAUAGCAUCCUUCAGCUGCAUUGUGUGGUGAAAGAGAGUAGAGGGGCUCUCAACUCAGUAUUGCAGAUAAUUCAUGAACUUUCACCAAAGGUUUUGGUUCUUGUUGAACAGGACUCGAGUCACAAUGGACCAUUUUUUCUUGGGAGGUUUAUGGAAGCACUGCAUUACUACUCUGCAAUUUUUGACUCCCUCGACGCAUUGCUGCCUAAAUAUGACACUAGGCGUGCUAAGAUGGAGCAGUUCUACUUCGCGGAGGAAAUCAAGAACAUUGUGAGCUGUGAGGGGCCUGCUAGGCUGGAAAGGCAUGAAAGGGUGGAUCAGUGGAGGAGGAGGAUGAGCCGCGCCGGAUUUCAGGCUGCGCCAAUCAAGAUGAUAGCACAUGCUAAGCAAUGGUUGGCAAAGACUAAUUCCUGUGAAGGUUAUACCAUUGUGGAAGAGAAGGGCUGCUUGGUUCUUGGCUGGAAAUCAAAGCCCAUCAUUGCAACUUCAUGCUGGAAAUGCUGA